Molecule: messenger RNA, 2557 nt
Organism: Leptopilina heterotoma
Lineage: Eukaryota; Metazoa; Arthropoda; Insecta; Hymenoptera; Figitidae
Product: dynein regulatory complex protein 1
Exons: 11
Coding region: 154-2445 (763 amino acids)
Biological process (GO): cilium-dependent cell motility; regulation of cilium movement; axonemal dynein complex assembly
Cellular component (GO): axoneme; axonemal dynein complex
Source: RefSeq, a predicted model, not a curated record
AUAACCUCGAAAUAAUUACAGUAAUUAGAAAACUUUGAAAAUAAAGAUUUACUUCGAUUUUAUAGAACUUUCUUCAAAGAAUAAAAGGGAAAAAAACAAUUAUAUAGUGAAUUAAAUAUUUUUGUUUUAAAGGUUUAUAGUUUGGUUAAUAAAAUGGAUGGGAAUUCAAAAGAAAAUUUUAAUGAAUCAGAAGAACCUUCUGUGACGUCCGAUGAUCCGAAUGAAAGAAAAUUAGCCCGGAGGAUAAGAAUUCAAAAGCGUCAGGAGGCAUUAAAGGAAGAAGUUUCAGUGUCGGAAAUUGAGGAGGAGGAAGUGACUAAUACUGAAAAACAAAUUCUUACAAGCGCCGAACAAUUGGAUAAGUUUAUUACCGAUGGAAACCGAAUGGUGACGAAUGUAAAAGUAGCCAAUGACGCCCGAGAAUUGCAACGUCGAGCAAAGGAAAAUGAAAUUCGACAGAAUUUACUAGAAAUGUUGGAGAAAAAUGCCGGCGAAUGUAUGGAACGUUAUCAAGAAAUUAAUAGCAAAUGGACAUCGAUACUCGAGUCUAAGGAUCCAUUGGAUAUUCAUUCGGAAAUGAUAACACAAAAUGAAAAAUGCCUCGCCGUACUUGCACUCAAGGAUUCGGCAAUUGAUAAUUUAAAAAAAGAACUAAAAAUAGCUGACGAGAAAUUUCACCUCGAUCUCAAGAAACAAACCGAAGACAUUGAUAUUCUAAUAGACAGAAUCGAUCACCACGUGAACACAAUGGCAAAAUCCUUUCGCAAAGAAUUGGCUGCCAUUGAAAAUACUUUGCAAUUGGAGAGGGAAUCACUCUUGGAAGUAUCGGCGAAAAAAUGGGAGACUUUAUACAAUCAACGCGCUGAAAAUGAAAUUCAAGGAAUUGAAAAGAGAAAAGAAAUCAUGAAGGAAUUUCAACUUAAAAUGAAUCAAGUGAGAAUUGAACAUCACGAGGAAUAUAGAGCGCAAAAAAUCAAAUUAGAAAUUGAACAACAAAAACUCCAACAACAAAUUCAACAAAUGAAAGCAAUUUGCAUGUUAAAUGUGGAGAAGCUUGAUUAUAAUUACAAUAUUUUAAAGAGGCGCGAGGAUGAAAAUGCGAUUAUUAAAAAUCACCAAAAACGAAAAUUAAACAAGUUACAUGACACAAUUAGUGAUUUAAAAAAGACUUAUUCGAAUUUAGAGGAAAAUACGAAACUAGAAAUGCAAAAAUUGUCCGAUCAAGUUCUUCGGGCUCAUAAAAAUAUUUUAGACCUAGAAGAAAAAUCCGAUCUAUUUACAGCGAUUAACGAGAAAAAUUAUAUGGAAAUUUGGGAAAUGAAUAGCAAAAUUGCCAAUGAUUUAUUUCAAAAGAUAUUAACAGCCGAUAAAUUAAUAUUCGAUCAAGUAUUGGGUUUAGAAUGGGAAGCACCAAAGAAGAAACUUCUGAAAAAAGAGGAUUUAGUUUCCUAUAUGAAAGCGAUGAAUGUGAUUGAACAGAAAAAGAAAAUUGACGCGGAGAAAAUGAAAAUGUGCGAACCAUACAAGCCAGCAACAACACUGGAGGAAAUCAAUUUGGAACGGAAAUUACUUGUGCAUAUUAUGAAAUUAAUUUCCGAUCGUGCGGGAUUUUUAAUUGAAGACAAACUGAAAGAAUUACUAUUAAAUCACAGCAGUGAAAAUCAAAUUAUCGUCAGACUUGACAGCGUCUUUCAGGCUUUGUGUAUUGAUUCUCCGGAAAAUAUCGACAUGCUCAUGAAUUUUUUCCUACCUUACACUUACUGUCCAAUUUGUAUUGACAACGAAAAGGACGAAUCUCAGAAAACAGAAACAAAUUCUACACCAAUCGAAGAGGACAAUGAGGAACCAGAAGACGAGCCAACCAGAAAAUUAAUUGAGACUGUAAAAGAAGAAGUUGCAGCGAUUUUUACCCCCUGCAGAAUAAGCAGAAGCAGUGAAAGUACAUUUGCCGAAAAACUCGACUGCACAAGUUCCAAAACUGACAAAGACACCAUCGAAGGUUCAAGAUCAAUUGAAGAAUUAUCGUGCGACUGUCCUGACGAUUUGAAAAAGCGAAAAGUCACUUGUGACGCGGGACACAUUCUUCAAAUUCAAGUAACACACGUAAUACGUGCCUUGACGGAAUUUUUGGAAAAAUAUCACUCCAUUCAGAAGGGCGAAUCGACCCCUGAUUUUAAAGAAAAAUUAAUAAAUCAAAAAUUUACAAUUUCGAGAAAUAUUCAAACUGAAGACAUCACAAAAUUCUGGGGAAGGUACCGUGAAAUUUUCAACGAAGAAAAAGAAACACUCUGGGACGCAUUACUAAUUGGAUUAAAUAAAUAUCACGAUAUUUUGAAAGAACGACAUAAACUCAAUGAAGAAACAGAAUCACUACGUCAACAAAAUUCCGAACUACAUCGAUUAUUAAAGACCUACAAACAGCCGGAAAAUAUUUUGCGAACAUAGAAAUUGUUUGAGAAGAAAGAAAACAACGGCUAUAAAUUUCACAGCUUGCUUUUAAUUGUCAUCCAGGCAUCAAUACCGAGACUUGAAUUUCACUCAUGCAUCAUUUUUCAAU